GAGUUGUCGAUAUUUUGUGGGUUAGGCUAAGGGUCCGUCUAGAGAUGGCUUGUGUUUUUUAGUGACGGACAUUGUGUAUAUUUUGUUUGGUUGUGCUGAUCUCGUUAUACUUCGCGACUCAUGUCCUAAACCAGACAUUUACUGUCUUCUUUAUUUGUCAUGACUUUGGAGGAUCCAUUUUACGUCGUUAAAGAUGAGGUGUUUAAAGCUCUGAACAAAACCCGUGGCCUUUACCUCCGCUGGCAGGAGAUAUCCAAGUGCCCUGUGAUACCAAGCAGCCCUGAAGUGGAAUGGACGUCAACGGAACUCCGGAAUGCUCUGCGAAGCAUCGAGUGGGACCUUGAAGACUUAGAAGACACUAUCUGCAUAGUGGAAAGAAACUCAUCCAAGUUUAAGAUUGACAACAAGGAGAUCAGUGAAAGGAGAACCUUCAUUGAAGCUACUAAACAAGAAGUCAAGGUGAUGAAAACCAAGAUGAGCCUGAACCGCAACCGCGACGCGGACGGGACGGCGCGCGAGCCGCUCCUGGGCUCCGAGAGCCCCGUCCACUUUGCCACCUCCUGGACAUCCACGCCCAAGUACUCCCAGUACUCGAAGCUGGCCAACCAGACGGAUAGUCCGACGUUUGACCCGUAUGAGCAGGAUGUUCACUCUAUGCAGGAGAAGAUGCUAAUCAGCCAGGACGAGCAGCUGCAGGUGAUCAGCCACUCCGUGGGCUCGCUCAAGACCGUCUCCAGACAGAUCGGGAACGAGCUCGACGAACAGGCUGUUAUGCUGGACGAUCUCAAUACAGAACUGGAGAACACUGAGUCCAAACUCGACUCGACAAUGAAGAAAGUCGCCAAAGUACUGCACAUGAACAAUGAUCGACGGCAGUGGAUCGCUAUACUGGUGCUAAUAGGCGUGUUAUUCUUGCUUUUAAUAUUAUUCAUUAUAAUUUGAAAUGAGAAGCGGACCUGGCCUACAAUGCUGUAUAGAUGUUUACGCUCCUAGCUUAUCUCUACUUCGUAAGUACCCUUAAUGUGAAUUUUUCCGGGCCUAUGUAUCCUGGUUAGGACUUUUAACAGACAUGAAUAAUUAUUAAUUUACUACAUUGCCAAAAAUAUUCAAUAGAGUUCAGAAUAGUGAUAAUAAAAUUAAAAAUAGAUUUAAAAUGUAUGAAUUAUAGUAAUAAAAUUUUGUUAUAUUAUAUUAAUCUCGCCUAAAUACAUUCAUCGGUAAUCCAGUAAGUAAAAAAAUAUAUGAUAUAAUGUUUAAUAGCAAUUAUUGUAAACAAAAAUGUGAAAUUGUUGUGUUUUCAAGGGGUGUAUGAGGGCUAAAAAAUAUAUUUUUCCUAGUUUUUGACACUUGUAGCUUGUUUAUUAGGGUUAUGUCAUAGUACCAGUUACUUAUGUUUUGUAUGGUAGGCUGCUACCUAAUUAUUAUUAUAAUUAUCAGCUUUUUGUGAUGAAAAUUAUGAGUUUGGAAUAGGAUACUUGAUGGAGAAAUGGGUUAAAAGGUUGUAUUUUUCGAUAAGAGGACUUAACUUGAAAAAACUUGUUACUUUCCAGCCAUGCGGUGAUUCCUUGAGUCAAGUGAUUCUAAAUUAAAUGAAAUAUUAGAAUAUAAAACGCUUUUAGUGGGUGUUUAAGCCGAAAUUUGACAUGAGUAUUUAUACUUACAAUGUUUAUCGUGUGGCUAUUUGAUGGUUAGGCUCUGUAUCUAUACUACUGUUAUGUUUUAGACAGACCACUGUUAUUUACUAGUUUGAAAUAUAAAUAAUUGUACAAUACAUACUUAUCAAAACGCGAGAAAUGUGAAUUUGCCUUAGUUUAUGCACAGCGAUGGUUUGAGUUGUUGUAACUAAAUUUUAGUUUUAAGUUCUUUAAAAAAGCAAGCGAAUGGUAUUUUUAUUGUUUAAUGCUAAGUGUUAUUUAUUUGUAUGCAAUUUUAUAGCAAUCGGUUGAAGCAAAUUAUGAAAGUUUUAGUAAUUGUAAAGUUAUUAAAUGUUGGUUUUGCUAAAGAAAAUGUUAUAGUUAAACCAAUUUAUUUGACCCACUCCGAGAUAUGUCGAGAAUCGAGAGUUGAGACCGAUUAUCGGUGCAUGUUUCGUGGUUAGUUUUCGAGAAGAAACUCAAAUUUAAAACCAAUGUAGGAAAGUCAAUUUUAAACUACUCGUAGAUAUAAAUACAAUCUUUCAUCAUAACAUAAUAUUUUAAUUACAGUAUUUAAUAGGAAAUUGCACUGCGAAACAUUUGUUUUUGUGUAUGUAUAAAUAUACUGCUGAUAAUAUUGUAACCUGUAACCUGUACUUAUAUGUAUACCGGAAAUCCCAUGAUACGGUGCAUACAUGGUAGAAACAAAACUCAUAUUUUAUUAAGAGAUAUUGUUUUAUGAAAAUGCUUGCUCAUUAAUGAUUAGCGUAGUAAAGUAACAAACAUUUACAGUUAUAGUAUAAGCAGCCAGUAAGGCAACGAAUACAAAAUAUGGCGGCGCUUCAUAAUUUCUUCUGUCCUAUCCUAGAUUCUGACGCUGUCUUUAUUUUUAACAACAUGCGGGAUUCAUCACGUACGCGGGAUGGCCGCCAUUUUCCCGCAUCUCGCGAUGCCAUACGUUUGAGCGCGUGCGGUGCAAUCCCGCAUGUGUGAUGAAUCCCACACGUUGUUAAAAACAGCCUAACAGGAAAUAGAUUGGUUUUCUUUAAGUGGUAGCACUAUACUUCACUUUAAAUUAAUAAGGGUUUCCCUCGUCAUACUACUCGAGUUCAGUUUUAACUUUGCGAGUGGUGCAAAAUUUCCCCUUCAAACCGCCAUUUUUGAUUCGUUUCUUUUUUGGAUUGGCUUGUGUAGUGAGAUUAAUUAAAUAGAUUUCAAACAGUUGCCUUUAAUAAUGACACUGAAAUAUUCGUUAUUAGUCAGUAGAGAACAGUCAAGAGAAUAUUUUUUAAACCUACAAUUAUAGUGCGUAAAUGAAUUCUAAAUAUUUAUAUUUACCAACUUAUCCAAUUUUACAUUAUACCAUGUUAAAUCGUAAAUUAAGUCAAAUAAUAUAGAUGACCGAGACCGUAUAAUCCGCUUUACACCAUGUGUCUUGCAUGGUACCAUUAACAUAGUCUUAGAUAUACUUACAUAUUAUAAAACAUGAUUAUAUAGGUACUUAUUCCAUAACAAAACAAAAUAGUAUAAUAUAGUAUAAAUCCCCACCAACGUAAGCUGAUGCAGGAAGAUAGUUAUAGCAUAGUCAUACCUAUAAAUACCUCUAUUCAGCUACGUUGAUUCCUGUGACAGUUCACAAUACCAAUUUAGGCACAAAUACUACUGCGAAAUCCGUUUCAAUUAAUAAUAUUUCAUUCGAUAUGUAUUAUGGGAUAACGCAGUUUUACGAAGUCUUCAUGCAUAACGUCACAUAAAUCGUCGUAGCUGAAACGGGGUAUAAUCGAUAUGCAAUAUCAAAGCACCCUUUAUAGAAACAGUAAGCCUAUCACAAGUGUGUCAACUCAAGUCGCUAGCGUAAUUCGAUAGCAGUGGGAGAUUUUCUUUUGACGUUUAAAAGUUCCAAAA
Molecule: messenger RNA, 3539 nt
Organism: Plutella xylostella (diamondback moth)
Lineage: Eukaryota; Metazoa; Arthropoda; Insecta; Lepidoptera; Plutellidae
Gene: Syx6
Product: syntaxin 6
Biological process (GO): Golgi vesicle transport
Cellular component (GO): membrane
Source: RefSeq, a predicted model, not a curated record